Molecule: messenger RNA, 5003 nt
Organism: Sinocyclocheilus anshuiensis
Lineage: Eukaryota; Metazoa; Chordata; Actinopteri; Cypriniformes; Cyprinidae
Product: protein FAM65A-like
Exons: 21
Source: RefSeq, a predicted model, not a curated record
ACACAAGUCAUGGUGAAGAAGAAUGUGUCACUUGCCUUGUUUACCUGGUGACACAAAGGAGGAAGGAGACUCGCCAGAAGGGAGUCCCUCCAAAGCUGUGUCCACCAUGUCCCUUUCUGUGCGCCCCACGCGGAGGGUCGUUGCCAGAUCCAUCACUAGGAGCCAGUCCUUCGCGGGAGUCAACUCCUACGAUAAGUCUUACAGGAACCUUUCUGUGUUCAGCACCCCGGCGUGUGUAAGGAAGACUCCCUCCAGAGUAAGCAGGAUGUUCACGCUCUCCACUAAAUCUCCUCCUCCAAAGGUGCCCCAGCCUGAGAGGCUGGACGAGGUGUACGAGGCCCUGAAGAGAGGACUGCAAUCCUACCUGCAGGUCCAUCAGAUGGAGCUGGACAGUCUGAACAGACAAAUGAAGGAGUCUAAGAGAAACUCUCGCUUGGGUUUUUUGUAUGAACUUGACAAGCAAGUGAAAGUAAUCGAGAGAUUUAUGAGACGGCUGGAGUUUCAUCUCAGUAAGAUUGACGAGCUCUAUGAGGCCUACUGUAUGCAGCGCAGACUGAGAGACGGAGCCGAUAAGAUGGUGAAGGCUUACACAGCCUCUCCAGGCAGCAGGGAGGCCAGAGAGAGUCUGUCUGAAGCUAACAAGAGCUUCAAAGAGUACACAGAGGUAAGAGUGUAUGUAGAAAUAGCUUAUAAAUUGAAAUAUAAUAAUAAUGUAAAAAUGUAUAUGAAAAUAAAAAUAUAAUUCUAAUUGUUUGUUAAUUGAUUUUUUGGUGUCUUUUUAAUACCUCCACAGAUCUUUAUGAAGUACGGUCGUCAGCGGUGGAAGCUGCGGGGUCGGAUUGAAAUCAAUGGCAAGCAAGUGUGGGAUAGUGAGGAGAUGGUCUUCCUCCCCCUUAUCACAGAGUUCCUGUCUAUAAAGGUGACGGAGCUGAAGAGUCUGGCCAAUCACGUGGUGGUGGGAAGCGUCUCGUGUGAGACGAAGGACCUGUUCGCUGCCCUGCCCCAAACAGUAGCUGUGGAUAUCAAUGACUUGGGCACCAUUAAGCUCAGUCUAGAGGUCCUCUGGAAUCCAUUCGACAAAGAUGACCAGUCGUCCUCAGCUAGCACUGUGAACAAAGCACCUACUGUCAACAAACGCUUCUCUACCUACAACCAGAGUCCUCCAGACACACCCUCUCUACGAGAACAGGCCUUCUAUACAGCUCCACGGAGCAUGAUGUCCAAACAGCGCUGGUCCUUACUGGGUGUGUUCAGAGACACACUGACAGAGAAACUGACUCAGAGCUGCUCAUGCAGCGAUGUCACCUCGGUCCGCCUGGGGUCCUCUCUGCUUUCCAGCCAUAAUAUGUUGAGGAGACAAGAGGAGAUGGAGAACGGAACGGCAUGGUCAAACUCCUCCGAAUCCUCUGACGAUUCCUCCAGUCCUCAGCUUUCCUUGGGAAUGCGCCAUGCACACAAAAACUUAGUACAGCCUGAGGUACAAACUGCUCCUCCUGCCAUUGAAAUAUCAUUUGCACCCCGUGAAUCUGCCACCUCUACUCCCACCCACCUGGCCAAAAAGAAAGAAGAGGACGAGGAGGAGGAAGAAGAGGAGGAGGAUCUGAAGAAACCAACGGCCACCAUAACGGUCACCACUGAGGCUCCCGUGAAACAGGAAGUGCCCAAUGGCCAUCCCCGCUAUUCUCGCUCCCUUAGCCACAUCAGCGAGAACAGCACAGAUGGUGUUUUGACAGAUAGACUGACUGGGGAAUCUUUGGUGGCCAAUGAAGUGACUUCAGCGGUCUCUUCGGUAUUUGUAAGUGACAUUGCCAUGGAUAUGCCCCACCGAGCAGAACUAUGUUUUGUAGUACCAGACACUCAGGAGAUCUGCCCCAUUCCUGAUCCCUCCACGAGUGAGUCAUCCUGUCCCGCUGAGCCACUCAACUGUUCAGAAAGUAGCUCUCCUGCAGAAACCACAACUUGUGACUCUGAAAAAGCUACAGAGCUCACGUCUAGGCCCACCUGUGGAGACAAAGACUCUUUCCCCAGUGCUAAUGCUUUGUCCCAGCAGAUGGACUCCGAAGCUCCUAGGACUGAUUCCUCUCAUGAGCCACACCUCACAAAGACACAAACGGACGACCUGCUGGCAGAGAAGUCUGGUUCUGUAGUAGACACCAGACCCAUGGAUGAUUUGGAGGGACAAUCAGCAGACAGUGGUUUGGAGGAGGCCCUUGGUGCCGUUUUGUCCUCCCUUGAUGACUACAGAGGCCAGUUCCCAGAACUACAGGUCCUAGAGCAAGAGCUGAAGCUGUUGGAGGAGGUGCUAACAGUACAGAGUCGUAGUCGCUCAUCCAGUGUCAGUUUGACAGUUGAGAUGGCUCUAGGGAGCUUUGACUUCCUUAAUACAUCAGACCUGGAGGAAGAGGAGGAGGAGGAGGAGGAGGUGGAUGGUGAGAGGCAGAGUGUGACAGACAGCACAGAGGAGCAUCCAGCGGCUGUGGAAAGUGCAGGAGAGGAUGAGGGCUGUGAAGCCAGGUGUUGGGAUACUCCCUCCGGCCCGCUCAGCACAGGCUGCCCGACUCUAGAUCACACCCUGCUGGUUCAUCUGAAGAACUGCAGCUCGCAGCUGCUGAGGUUAGGCACAUUCGGGCCCCUGCGCUGUGGGGAGAUGUACGCUCUGGACCGACUUCUCAGGGAAGCAAGAGUCCUUGAGCUCAUACGAUGGGUUGUGAAGGACUCGAGGGGCGAAGUCAUCCAGCCAGAGGAGGUUGUUCCUCAGUUAGAUCAGUGCCAAGGGGCUGUGUUGCUAUGGCGGCAGUGCACGGAUGGCUGCAGUGUCUACAGCACCUCCACAGAGGCCUUCUUACAGGCACUCAGCGACACUUACGCCAGCAGACUCCCUGAGAGAGGAGCUGGUUUCACAGACACAGUGUUUCUGCGUCUGCUGGAGCGGAUCCUGAAGAGAAAGCUGCCCAGGCGUGCAGGAGGUGCGUCCAAAGAGACUCUCACCCUCUUCCAGUUUUGGAGCUACCUGGAAGCAGAGGGGGUGAAUGACUUGGACACACACAUUCCUGAGCUGGCUGAAGAAGUGUGGCUAGUUCAGUGCCUGCAGUCUGGAGAUCAGGAUGUUCUGGUAAAAUCUUUGAAGAAGCCUCCAGAGUGCAGUCUGAAGAGGGAGGGCUUGCGGGCUGUCAGUCUGCUGCUGAGGGAUCCGAGGGGGAAAGUGUGCAGUGCAGCCAGCUCCCUGCUGCGGAGUCUAGCUGACCAAACCCGCCACAGAGAGAGGGCAUUGGUGAGCUGUCUAGAGUUGCUGGAGGAUGAAAGUGUUGAGACGCGGGUGUGUGGAUGUAAAUCACUCGCAUGCCUGAAGGCCAAAGAGAGCAUCGAGCAGCUGGUGUAUCUGUGCCGGACAGAUAAGGAGGAUGUGAGGGAUGCUGCCAAACAAGCUCUGCUUGUGCUAGGUGAGGAGGGGAAGAUGGCCCAUCGACACCUUGAGUCCUCACAAGAUGGAAUGUCCCGGCUUUUUGCGCCUGGCAGCAUGGCCAGUACGGCUUUCUGACACAAUCAACUGACCGAUACUUGUUGAAAAUAAUGUACUUGUGUUUCAGUAUCCUCACCUUCAUGAUCAUGCCAAUUACAAACUAUAAAUGCACACUAUUAAAAACUAUCAAACAGUUUUAAUGGCACAAAUCAGCGUAAUCACACUCUUGCAGAUAGAGUGUCAGCAUUGCAUUUAAAGAUGUGGACGGAUGUUAUACAAUCAUUGGACAAGAGGACUUGUGUGUCAAUCUGUAUGUUAUUAAUAUUUUGGAUAUGGCCUUAGAUGAACUACUGUAAAGUGAUGAGGUAAGAUACAUAGGUGGCAAUGGGUUUAUAAAGAAUGUUUUGCUGCCUUAAGAUUCGGCCCAAUGGUGUUGCCUUCAUCAUUGGUGGAAUGAAGCUGGACCCUGAUCAGCAAUACAAGUGAUGACUGAUAUUGAUGGGAGAUAACAAGUGUUAUUUUCACUUUAUUGCUUUAUUGGGCAGUGACUACCUGCAGAAUACAUAGAGAAUCUGAUUGUCCACUUUGUGAAGAGUGCUUGUGUGUGUACAUAGUGAUUGGAGAAUGUAUGCUGGUAGCUGAGGGGGUCUCUUGGGAAUUACUUCUUUAUUAAUCCCAAACUUUCAUAGGGACCUUGUUGCCAUAGUAACAGUGCCAUUCCAUACUGUCAUAUGCUUUAUUGAUACAGAAUAUAUAUCUAUAUUCCAUUGGAAGUAUAAAUGUUUUGUGUUGUAAUUUUGUUUAAAUGCUCAAUAGCCAAUACAGAUCUGAUUUGAUUCACCAUGCACUUCACAUUUAAGCCACUGGCAUUGUAAUAUCUGCUGUAAAAGUGGUGAAGCUGUUCCAUUUUUUAUCAAGAUGUCAUCAUUAUUAUGAGUGAAAGCUGUAAACUGUGGUGAAUAUUGCCUUUUGCGAUAGGUUCCGACAACCUUUCUAUGCUUGUGAUCUUUAGAAUGGCCAUAGAUCAUGUUUGACUCAGAGCAUUUCUCCAUUGCUGCUAGACAGAAAGGUUCCGAGUUGGAACCAGAGAAGGUUCGUUCAUUUUUACAUAACACUAUUUUCUAGUUCAAUCUGUUACAGACUUAAAUGACAAAGAACGCCUCUUCAGUGUAUAAGUGCCUCAAAGUAGUAUGGGGAGCAAGAGAAUUAGAUAGACUUUAUUUAAAACUCGAGACUGCGGUUUAGGAUUGCAAACUGCAGAACAGAUUUAAAUAUAUUUUUCAUUAUUAUCUACAGAUUGUGCAGCAUUAAAGAAGUGAUUUACUUUAGAUUUUUUUUAUUUACUCUAAAUAUGUAUAUUGUCUGACAAGGAUAUUGCGGACAUCAACUGUAAAGGAAACUAUUAAAAUUAUGGACACUAAAAUUUGGGUGACUUCUUAACAAAUUUGACACCUGUUAUUUGUACUUUGUCACAAAGAAAAUUGGAAAAUAAAGGAAUUACAUAACUGAAGCAUUUCCACAUUAAUGCAUGCAUGCUCAAAUG